AUUGACUGGGAGGAGUGGGCAGGAAAAGGGAUAUGUAGGGAGUGGGUUCGCGCUUUGGGGGUUUUGUUCAUAUCAAGACUUUUACGUGCGAUAGACACGAUUAUUACUGUGUGUAUGGGGUCUGCAUCUGGUACAUCCUUUACACUACACGCAUCCACAUACCAUUGAUAUCAAACGAUGGCACCACACUCCCUCCACUCGUCAGUCCUCAGACCGUCCCCACACCACCAAAAACGCUCAGACUACUGCGAAACCACCUACGAUUCUUCGUGCAACACCCACCGUACCAUCCUUCUCGUUAUCAUCAUCUUCGUCGGCGCUUUCGUCGGCGUCGUCCUCAGCCUAGUAUACGUGCGUAGCCGCAGUCAAAAGCACAAUCAAGAGCGCGCUUUACGUGUGAAUGGCGGACCAGGGAGUGGAAUGAGGGUGUUGAGGAGUGAGGAUGGGGUAGCGACAGUGCGGUUACCGUCUGGAAGGGUGAUUGGUGGGAAGGCGGAGAGUUGGGGUGGAAGGAGUUCGACUGAGGCGCCGCCGCCUUAUAUGCCGAGGGUGCCUGAGGCUGCUAGGGUGGGCCAUUGAGAGCGUUGAACAAACGCGAAAGAGGACGUCCGUUGUGUUUGAAACAUGACUGAGAGAGACACUCUUCCAAGGUCACGACUUGCCCAACUCAUCGCGUUGCUACUCCUCAGAUUGAGCAAAGCACGAACUAUGCUCUGCUCCAGGAAAAUGUCGAAUUUCACAUCGAGUCUUCGAAGCCAAUAGUAUCAGCAGUUGGCACACGAGGAUCUUUCACUCCAACUAGGAUUUCUCAGCUAUACCAGAAUUAGGACGACAGCUCCGAGACUACGAGAGCGACAAGACCGGGUCCCGCUCUUUGUCAGUC
Alternaria rosae is the source of this 883-nucleotide messenger RNA. RefSeq lists its product as uncharacterized. The transcript has a single exon. Lineage: Eukaryota; Fungi; Ascomycota; Dothideomycetes; Pleosporales; Pleosporaceae. Bases 178 to 579 code for a protein of 133 amino acids. The record is from RefSeq and is a predicted model, not a curated record.